CAACUUGCCCAAACUCGCAGAACGUGUUUUUUUCACCGGCCACGGAGUCUUAUCUACCUUGUUGCCAUUUCCGCUUACUGUACCCAGCACCAGCUUACACCAGCCUGCCCAUCAAUACUACUACAGGGUGCCAGCUUCACGACGAGAUCACUUUAUUUAGUUGUAAAUACGUUGAUAUGUAACCAGGCGUGUCUGCGACAUGUUUGCCCUCAUUUAAAACCGACACACCUCUGACGAAAACCGAAUAAGAUAUUAUAAAUUAGAUAAAAGGAUCCGGUAACAUUCCUGAAUUCAAAACACCGCAAUAGGCUGCGAUAGAAAUGAAAGGACUGACGGACGAAGCGGUGUCCGAGGCGUGCAAAGAGGGGAACCCGAUCACUCAGGAUUUCAUGUUGCAGCAGACCAUGUUGAGAGUCAAAGACCCAGUGAAGUCUUUAGAUUUCUAUACGCGUGUUUUAGGCAUGACGCUGCUUCAGAAGAUCGAUUUUCCCUCGAUGCGUUUCUCCUUCUACUUCCUGGGCUACGAGGAGCGCUCAGAGAUCCCCUUGGAUGUCAAGGAGAGGACCGCCUGGACCUUCUCCCGCCGGGGGACCAUAGAGCUCACCCAUAACUGGGGUUCGGAGUCUGAUGAGAAUCUGUCUCAUCAUAAUGGAAACUCAGAGCCGAGAGGCUUCGGCCAUAUUGGCAUCGCCGUUCCUGACGUCUAUGCUGCCUGCAAAGUGUUUGAAGCUCAAGGAGUGACCUUUGUCAAGAAGCCUGAAGCUGGUAAGAUGAAAGAUCUAGCCUUCAUCCGGGACCCAGACGGCUACUGGAUUGAGAUUUUAAGUCCGAACAACAUGGUGGCGCUGACCUCCUAGCCCCUAGUUAGGACACCGUAGAGGUGGAGAUGACCUCUGAGCCCCUAGUACCCCCUCCGGAGUGGGGGAGAUGAAGCUGUCAUACUUGAUACAUGUGCCUGUUCUAUGAGACUGUUCAUUGUUUUCUUUGCGAGAGCUUCUCUCUUUGUUUUAAUCCUGUCUGUUUCCAGUUGUUGCUCCUUUGAUUCCCAGACCACAUGUUUGUUUGCUACUUGUUUUGUUGUCAUAAUUGUCAAGUUAUUUCAAAAAUGCUUUGUUGAACAUUUAUUGUAGGUCUAUCUCUCUAAUUGCUAAGCGGUAUCAAAAUCAUUCAUGUAAAAAAAGUACCUUGAUUAAAUAAAUGUAGGUAAUGCUGCCUCUUAUGCGUUCUUUUAUAAACGAAUAGGUAGGCCUACUUCCUGAUUUAAAAUGUGUUUGCCAGAGCUAGCAAAACCAAAAGAUGAGGUCACAGGGGCAGAAUCAACUUCACUUUGACAGUGUGAUACAUCGAAUAGACAUCCUAACUUUAUGUAACUAAUGCUAAAACCUAUUUUGUAAUUUGGGAUUGAUGAAAAGAGGAUGCUGCAGAGAAGCGCACUAUUAUUAAUCGACCGACGUCCCGCAGGAUCGCUCGCGUAUUGAGUGUCGGUCACUUGAAAGGGACAAGCCAGCGCGAGGGCAGGCUGACCGGGCAGGGUUCGCCAGGCCUGGCAGGGACAGCUGCCUUACCCCUCGAGGGCCCCCCAUUCAGACGGAAGAAAGUGAUGCUGAUGAGGACGAUGUUCUUACAGUAAUGGCUCAACAGUGCGAUGGUGACUCCAGCGUGUAAAUCGACUGAACUGACAAAAUACUCUCUCUCUCUCGAUCCCACAUAUCUGAAGAUUGGAUUCAUCAUGUUUUUCAUCUGUUCGAGCACAACAGCUCACUGUGUGUUGAUUUGUCAGAGAAAAUAUACUGAGAUUAUGGGAUUCACAUGAACGUUUCAUAGCCACAUGUGA
Molecule: messenger RNA, 1834 nt
Organism: Gadus chalcogrammus (walleye pollock)
Lineage: Eukaryota; Metazoa; Chordata; Actinopteri; Gadiformes; Gadidae
Product: lactoylglutathione lyase-like
Exons: 6
Coding region: 321-857 (178 amino acids)
Molecular function (GO): lactoylglutathione lyase activity; metal ion binding
Source: RefSeq, a predicted model, not a curated record